CAGGAUGCAGGUGUCAUUCGCCUGUACGGAACACAACCUCAAGAGCCGCAGUGAGGACCGGCUGUGUGGCCUCCGCACCGCCCCGCCACCGGGCGGUGGCGGGGGGAGCGGCCAGGGUAACGGCAACUACAACGCCCAGACCAAGACCCAGCUCCGGGAGCAGUCGGGGUCCCGGCUCGUCCCGCAAGGCCACGCCCACAUGAAGGAGGCCAUCGGCAGACACAGCAACAUGAAGUACAGGAACCUUGGGAAGUCUGGGCUACGAGUUUCCUGUUUGGGUCUAGGCACCUGGGUGACCUUUGGUUCGCAGAUCUCAGAUGAGAUGGCAGAGAACCUGAUGACCAUAGCGUAUGAGAACGGGGUGAAUCUUUUUGACACGGCAGAGGUCUACGCCUCGGGCAGGGCUGAGAUCACUCUCGGGAACAUCAUCAAGAAGAAAGGAUGGAGGAGAUCCAGUUUUGUAGUGACAACCAAGAUCUACUGGGGAGGACAAGCAGAGACAGAGAGAGGGCUCUCCAGAAAGCAUAUCAUCGAGGGUCUUCGAGGAUCCUUGUCCAGACUGCAGUUAGAAUACGUCGACAUCGUCUUCGCCAACCGUAAUGAUGUCAACAGCCCAAUGGAAGAAGUCGUGCGUGCAAUGACCUUUGUGAUAAACCAGGGCAUGGCAAUGUACUGGGGAACAUCCCGGUGGAGCGCCAUGGAGAUCAUGGAGGCGUACUCGGUGGCACGCCAGUUCAAUCUGAUCCCGCCCGUUUGCGAGCAGGCUGAGUACCACUACUUCCAGAGGGACAAGGUGGAAGUCCAACUGCCUGAGCUCUACCACAAGAUAGGAGUGGGAGCUAUGACCUGGUCCCCACUGGCUUGUGGGCUGAUCACUGGAAAGUACAGCGACGGUGUUCCAGACUGCUCCCGGGCCGCUAUGAAAGGCUACCAGUGGCUGAAGGAGCGUGUGAACAGUGAGGAAGGCCGCAGACAGCUGGCCAAAAUCAAAGAGCUCCACCUGCUGGCUGACAGAAUGGGUUGCACUGCUGCACAACUAGCUAUUGCCUGGUGCCUGCGUAGUGAGGGGGUCAGCUCCGUGCUCAUGGGCGUGUCGAACACCGACCAGCUCAUCGAGAACCUGGGAGCCCUGCAGGUGCUCACCCAGAUGACACCCCAGGCAGUGAGCGAGAUCGACUCUCUGCUGGGAAACAAACCUCACUCCAAAAAAGAGACGCGUGCAUGAAGAAAACGACGACGACAAGAUGGCGAGACAGAAAGAUGGAGACUGUGCCGAAUGCAGAAAGAGGAAUGCAAGAUGAGAGAGAGAGAAAGAGAGGAGGAGGAGGAGGACACCACCACACAGAGAGGAACAUCGCUUCUUUGCCCUCCUGCAUAACCAAUAAAACCUGCAUGUCUUCUGCAACAUUGUGCUUCCAGUAUUUGCGCACAACCGUUCUGCGCAUCUCUUUAUAUCUUAUAUUAACGACAACGAGAAAAAAAAAACACGGAUAUCCUACUCUGAGCUUCGACGACAACAAUAGCAUCGACAAAAAACAAACAAAAAGAUCACACAUGACACACGGCCAGGCUUAUUUCAUUUCUGUACAUGGACAGAGGGCGGUGUGUAUGCAUUUCAGUCUCUGUCUUCCAGGAAUAGAGUUGAUGGAACAGGGAUCGUUUGAAACAGAGAGACAUGAACAUGUGACUGGCAGCAACUCUAAACAAUCUCCUCCCUUUGCCCUCUCCCUCUGAGCAGAACAGAGACUAUUAUCCGAGACAGAAGAGCGGGAUCAUUUCACUGCCACAAUGCAAGAGGGAUACAAGAUUAAUCUUUCCUGGAUGGAUGCGUGAUUGAGUCUGUGUGCUGUGCAUGUGUUAGAAGAACGUAUGAAUGCGGAUGCUGUGUGUGUGUGUGUGUGUGUGUGUGAAUAUGAACCUAUGUGAAUAUUAUGUCUGAAUAUGUGUUUUGCACAGUACUGCCAGGCAAGACAUAUGCGAUCUAUUGUAUCUGGUACCAGGUGUAAUGACGUGCUAUGUGUAGCACUGUAUGUGUGUGUGUGUGUGUGUGUGCCUGUCUGUCUGUGUGUGGGUCUGUCUGUCUGUGUGUGUGAGUGUGAGAGAGAGCCUACUGCCAUUCUGUGGCACUGUGCAUCAGUAACAACACGAGUCUUCCUCCCCUCUCCCUUCCUAUUGUAAAACUGUGUUAAAACUGUGCGCAUGACCCUUUAAGAGAGAACAGGUUUCCCACGAGGGGUGAAGAGUGUUGGUAUGGCAUGGCUUUUUUUGUGGUAUAUAUGUACAUUCGCAGCACCUCAUCUGUAAACAGCCUCUGCCUUGUCUUUUUGCACUAACUAGUUCAGGGUCCAGAUGUAGAGAGAGUACUUAGGUCCUCUUUGACCUUAAGAUGGCAUUUAUGUUUUUAUGUAUGUGGACAAAAAAAACUAAAAAAAACAUUCUCUGCGAUGAUGACAAUGAGAAGAAUCCUCCGCCAUGCAGUUGUAUUCAUGUACACAUGAAUGAGUUAUCGAAUUUCAGCUACAGAUGGAGAAGAAAGUGUCCUCUCUGGUUGUAGAGACGGUAUUCAUAUGAGGGUAUCACUGGCGCUGCUGCUAAGUUAAUAGCUGUCAGAGACAAGCUGACUCACGCUCUGUGAUGGAAAACCAGCCACCAGACACAGCUUUUGCGUUCCACUGAACUACCACACUCAGUUUGUUUGUGGAAGUUCUACUACAAAACACAGUGAAGGGUUGCAUAAACAUGUUAGUUUGGUGAGGGGUGCCAUGUCUUGCGUACAAUAGACGAAGCUAUCUUUGAUCAUUUGGUAGAAUUUGCAAGUCAAUGUUGACAUCUAGAAGACUGCUUCCAUGUUUUUUUUUUCACUGUUUUUGUUUUGCGCUGUUUGUUUGUAGCAAAGGAUUCAUCUCAGCCGUUUGUGCCACUUUCUACAACUGAAGGAUAAUCAGGACUGAUUUGCAAGAAAGAAUUUUGUACAUGAAAAGGGUAACAUUAGAAAUCCAUAAUCUCAUGUGAAUCAAACAAACAACUGAGCUGUUUCAUAAUUUGUUGGUUAGUCCAUACGAACCAUGAAAACCGGGUCAUGUUCUAUCGAUUCAGUUUGUUGGUCUUUAGGUCAGUCCAUUUAAAUCAGUCUUGGCAUUCUGUAUGUAAUUUCCUUGUUGAGGUUAUUUUUGUCCACUCUGGUUCUCAGCCAAGUGUUAGUGUACAUAAUGACAACACACGAGAACUGGAUGAGAUAGAACCACACUAGAACCACGCUUCAAUCUGCUUUUUGAUCAGGAGCUUACCCGGAAUGGUAUGUGAAGUCACCAUGUUAAAGCAGUUGUGGAGGUUGAAAUUCCCCCGGCUACUGUGUAUCACUCUUAUCAAUGGUCAAGUCAGCAAUUCUCCUGUUACUGUGGCGACCAGUUCUGGUGUUUGUUUAUGUUCACAGUUGUCCAUGGCUUAUGUACUGUAAGUAAUGUACUUGAGUUGCUUUUGAAGAGAAGUCUGUUACGAAUGACAUUAGAGAUGCCAGAAUAUGAAAUAUUGCUUUCUAAUGUCAUAUUGUUUGCAGAAACAUAGUGAAACAGAAGGACAACCAACCAAUGUAUAUAAACAUUUACUGCACUCCUAAAUGCUAUAUAUUUGCCUGUACAUCUUUUAUUUUACUGUUAUGCAAGAAAAAGAGAAAGAAAAGAAGAA
This is a messenger RNA of Sardina pilchardus (European sardine), 3684 nucleotides long. RefSeq names its product voltage-gated potassium channel subunit beta-3. The record is from RefSeq and is a predicted model, not a curated record. The transcript has 14 exons. Gene Ontology annotation, molecular function: voltage-gated potassium channel activity; transmembrane transporter binding; potassium channel regulator activity. Bases 5 to 1225 code for a protein of 406 amino acids. NCBI's taxonomy places the organism in Eukaryota, Metazoa, Chordata, Actinopteri, Clupeiformes, Clupeidae. Gene Ontology annotation, cellular component: membrane; cytoplasm; voltage-gated potassium channel complex. Gene Ontology annotation, biological process: transmembrane transport; regulation of potassium ion transmembrane transport; potassium ion transport.